This is a messenger RNA of Cladocopium goreaui, 1084 nucleotides long. The record is from the annotation of a GenBank genome assembly. NCBI's taxonomy places the organism in Eukaryota, Dinophyceae, Suessiales, Symbiodiniaceae.
AUGGCACGGCUUAUGCUGAGCCCCGCUGUGAAGAGUCUGACCUUGGACCCUUCGCCCCUUCGCACCGCACGCGCCGCCCCCGUGCUGCGCCGGUCCGCGGCUGUGUCAGGCAACACAACCAAUUCUCGCCCUGGUCGCUUCGCUGUGCCAAUUCUGGCCGGAGUGGCAGCUACAGUUUCCGCACGUCGCCGAAGGAGUGUGGCUAUGGCAGCGGAGCAGACCAUUGAGGCCAAUGCUUACUUGAAGUCCAAGGUGGAGGAGAUGGUGGCCCUGCAACCCAUCAUGGUCUUUUCCAAAUCUUGGUGCCCCUUUUGCAAGAAAGCCAAGGAGGCGAUGGAAGAGCAGGGCAUUCGAUUUGCCGUUUGUGAGCUGGACACCCUAGGAGAUGAAGUUGAAGCUCAGGUGCAAGACAUUCUUUUGGGCAUCACCGGGGCCCGCACCGUGCCACGUGUCUUCGUGGACGGCAAGUGCAUUGGUGGAGGCACCGACACCGUGAAUCUUGCUGCAGAUGGGACUUUGUCGAAGCUCGCAGGAGAGGCCAUGGAGAACUUCAAGACGAAGCUCCAGGGCGCAGGAAGCUUUGACCUGCAGAAAAGCGACCAGGAGUGGCAGUCGGCCUUGGAUGCGGAGCGUUUCCAGAUUCUGCGCCGGCGAGGUACGGAAAUGCCUGGAUCCCAUGAGUACGACAAGUUCUUGCCAAAGGCGGGUCAUUUCUCAUGUGGAGCUUGUGGCUUGCCACUCUACUCGGCAGGAUCCAAAUUCGCCUCGACAUGUGGCUGGCCUGUCUUCGACAAGUGCUAUUCAUCCAAAGACCUGGGACAACACGUCUUGGGACAGCCCGACGGCACGGGCUCCUUGGAGAUCGUUUGCACCCGUUGCGGCUCUCAUUUGGGCCAUGUCUUCUACGAUGCGAUCUCCGAGACCAACCCGAAUGAGGAACGUCACUGAGCCAACGGGCUCUCUCUCCAAUAUCUGGAGGGAGAGCCUGAGGAGGAGCUGACCGAAGACAAGCUGAAGCUUGUCUAAGCACUGCAGCCUGUGCGCAGAUGCAGAUACGGCGGAGAAGUUUUGGAAUGAAACCACC